Molecule: messenger RNA, 651 nt
Organism: Penaeus chinensis
Lineage: Eukaryota; Metazoa; Arthropoda; Malacostraca; Decapoda; Penaeidae
Product: translation initiation factor IF-2-like
Exons: 1
Coding region: 1-651 (216 amino acids)
Source: RefSeq, a predicted model, not a curated record
AUGCCACGGGCGCGGCGUCCGGCCAGGGCGUCGAGCGGCGUCCGGCCAAGGGGUCGAGCGGCGUCCAGCCAGGGCGUCCGGCCAGGGCGUGGAGCGGCGUCCGGCCAGGGCGUCGAGCCAGGGCGUCCGGCCAAGGGGUCGAGCCAGGGCGUCCGGCCAGGGCGUCGAGCGGCGUCCGGCCAAGGGGUCGAGCGGCGUCCGGCCAGGGCGUCGAGCGGCGUCCGGCCAAGGGGUCGAGCGGCGUCCGGCCAGGGCGUCGAGCGGCGUCCGGCCAAAGGGUCGAGCCAGGGCGUCCGGCCAGGGCGUCGAGCGGCCUCCGGCCAAGGGGUCGAGCCAGGGCGUCCGGCCAAGGGGUCGAGCCAGGGCGUCCGGCCAGGGCGUCGAGCGGCGUCCGGCCAAGGGGUCGAGCCAGGGCGUCCGGCCAAGGGGUCGAGCCAGGGCGUCCGGCCUGGGCGUCGAGCGGCGUCCGGCCAGGGCGUCGAGCGGCGUCCGGCCAAAGAGUCGAGCCAGGGCGUCCGGCCAGGGCGUGGAGCGGCGUCCGGCCAAAGGGUCGAGCCAGGGCGUCCGGCCAGGGCGUCCGGCCAGGGCGUGGAGCGGCGUCCGGCCAAGGGGUCGAGCGGCGUCCGGAACCCAAAAUCUUCACCUUGUUGA